AUGCGUGCCGUGCCCCCGCCCGCCCUGCGGAGUCUGGGUUCAAGGGUCCUACCACGUAUCUACCGCCCAACACAAGCUGCUCUAUCCAGAAAUCCGGUGACUCGAAUCUCAUCACGCUCCGUUGCAAGCUAUACGCACCCACAUCAUGCAUCUGCCCUCUCGGUUCUCCCAACAGCCGUUGACACCUCAUCCUCCGAAUACCGCGAAAACAGCCAACAAAUGCAAGAGAUCCUCGAGCAGAUGAACUCCCUGCACGCAAAGAUCUCAAAAGGGGGUUCUGAGAAAGCACGAGAGAAACAUAUCGCGCGUGGUAAAAUGCUACCUCGAGACCGAGUCUCUGCCCUCAUCGACCCAGGUACCUCCUUCCUGGAACUGUCUCCACUGGCCGGACACGGCGUCUACGAAGGCGAAGAUGUUCCAGCUGGAGGUAUUAUUACUGGAAUCGGCACGGUGGAAGGUGUCAAUUGCAUGAUUGUUGCAAAUGACAGUACAGUGAAGGGCGGAACUUAUUACCCUAUCACCGUGAAGAAACAUCUUCGUGCACAGGCUAUCGCACAGGAAAAUAGACUACCAUGUAUCUACCUCGUUGAUUCUGGUGGUGCCAAUCUGCCUCAUCAGGCCGAUGUAUUCCCUGAUCGUGAUCACUUCGGUCGCAUCUUCUAUAACCAAGCAAGAAUGAGCUCCCUGGGGAUCCCGCAGCUUUCGGUUGUUAUGGGUCCUUGCACGGCGGGCGGUGCUUAUGUUCCUGCUAUGAGUGAUGAGACUAUUAUCGUUGAGAAUCAGGGAACCAUCUUCCUUGCUGGCCCGCCGCUUGUUAAGGCUGCUACUGGUGAGGUUGUCUCGGCAGAGGAUCUGGGCGGUGGGCAGUUGCAUUCGACUAUUUCCGGUGUGACGGAUUAUUUGGCCGUUGAUGAUGCGCAUGCGUUGAUUCUUGCGCGGAGAUCGGUGGCUAAUCUGAAUUAUCCUACUACGCAAGAAUCAUUGAAGCUGGAAGGCGUUGUUAAAGAGCCGAUUUAUGAUCCUGCAGAACUAAAUGGUAUCGUGGGAACUAAUCUUCGACGCCAAAUUCCUGCUCAUGAGGUUAUCGCGCGAAUUGUGGAUGGGAGCGAGUUUGCAGAGUUUAAGAGGGAUUAUGGGACCACGCUUGUGACAGGCUUUGCUCGAAUCCAUGGCCAUCGAGUUGGUAUUGUGGCGAAUAAUGGCAUUCUUUUCUCUGAGUCUUCGCUGAAGGGUGCUCAUUUCAUUGAGCUAUGUGCACAGCGAAAGAUACCGCUUGUCUUCUUGCAGAAUAUCUCGGGUUUCAUGGUCGGUGCAGAUGCUGAGAAGGGUGGUAUCGCGAAGAACGGUGCCAAGCUUGUGACUGCUGUUGCUUGCGCGGAUGUUCCCAAGUUUACAGUAGUCUUCGGCUCAAGUGCAGGUGCUGGCAAUUACGGCAUGUGUGGCCGUGCCUAUUCCCCUCGUCUGAUGUUUAUGUGGCCCAAUUCUAAGAUUGGAGUCAUGGGUUCUGAGCAGUUAUCCGCUGUCAUGGAAGCCGUGGGUAAAUCGGCAGACCCAGCCUUGAAGGCCCGUAUUGAUCACGAGUCCGAGGCUAUCUUCUCCUCUGCCCGUCUAUGGGACGACGGUGUAAUUCCACCAGCGCAGACAAGAACCAUGUUGGGGCUAGGGUUGGCCGCUGUUCUGGGUGGUAAAGCAGAACCAGAUAUACAGACCAGGUUUGGAGUAUUCCGGAUGUAA
Penicillium malachiteum is the source of this 1734-nucleotide messenger RNA. Its product is annotated as putative 3-methylcrotonyl-CoA carboxylase, beta subunit (MccB). Gene Ontology annotation, cellular component: methylcrotonoyl-CoA carboxylase complex; mitochondrion. The transcript is spliced from 2 exons. Gene Ontology annotation, molecular function: methylcrotonoyl-CoA carboxylase activity. Gene Ontology annotation, biological process: L-leucine catabolic process. The record is from RefSeq and is a predicted model, not a curated record. Bases 1 to 1734 code for a protein of 577 amino acids. Lineage: Eukaryota; Fungi; Ascomycota; Eurotiomycetes; Eurotiales; Aspergillaceae.